Molecule: messenger RNA, 183 nt
Organism: Ostertagia ostertagi
Lineage: Eukaryota; Metazoa; Nematoda; Chromadorea; Rhabditida; Trichostrongylidae
Source: the annotation of a GenBank genome assembly
GAAAAAGGAAGUACAAGACCAGCUUUCAUGCCAUAUCAUCCAUCAUCAAGAACGAAGGCGUAUUAGGGCUCUACAAUGGAUUAAGUGCUGGGUUGUUGAGGCAAGCAACCUACACUACAACAAGACUUGGAAUUUAUACGUGGCUGCUUGAAAACUUCACAAAGGAGGAAGAAUUCGUAAAGU